Molecule: messenger RNA, 1389 nt
Organism: Penicillium soppii
Lineage: Eukaryota; Fungi; Ascomycota; Eurotiomycetes; Eurotiales; Aspergillaceae
Product: putative acyl-CoA thioester hydrolase
Exons: 5
Coding region: 1-1389 (462 amino acids)
Biological process (GO): acyl-CoA metabolic process
Cellular component (GO): mitochondrion
Molecular function (GO): fatty acyl-CoA hydrolase activity
Source: RefSeq, a predicted model, not a curated record
AUGUUUGGCAUCAGAAGAUCGGCGCUGGCGCGCUCAAAAUGCCUGGCAUCUAAGCUGCCCGCACGAACUGCAGUUGCAGCUAAGCCUUCAUGUAUCAAUGCCCAGAGUUUCCACUCCACGACGGCGCAGGCGGGAUCUCGAGCUACAUGGAUGCCUAUGCGUGUUAAGACACCAUGGAUUGAUGCUUUGACUCAAAGUCGCGAGGCCCAAAAAGCUGAUGCACAGCAGAGUGGUCAGCAGAAUAUAAAGCCUGACCUGACGCCGAAGAAGAUGUCUGACAGUUAUUACAGCGCUGUCCUUCCUCUAGCCCAAGACAAAUGGCUUCUAGACUCCUACCUCAACGCCGAUGGGCAUAUCAGAUUGGGAUCAUUACUGAUGGACCUUGACGCCUUCUCCGGAGUCAUUGCUUACCGCCAUACAGGCGAUGGAGUGUCAACUGUCACUGCUGCUUGUGACCGAAUCACCAUUGAGAACCCCCUAAUGGAAAUUUGUGAUCUCGAGUUGAGCGGCCAGUGUACCUACGCUACGGGACGAUCAAGUAUGGAAAUUUCGCUUCAAAUCACCAAGGCCCGUCCGGAAGGAGUGGAAGCCAAGCCCGAAGAUGUUCUGAUCACCUGUGCGUUCACCAUGGUGUCGCUGGAUCCCGUCACCAAAACUCCUGUUCCCGUGGCUCCACUUAUUGUAGAGACUGAAGAAGAAAAGCGCCUUUACCAAAAGGGCGAGGAAAACUCAAAGGCCAAGAAAGCUCUGCGCACUCGCAGUCUCCUACAAAAGGCACCCGACGACGAGGAGAGCAACCUGAUCCACUCAAUGUGGACAAAAGAGAUGUCCUACCUGAACCCCCAAUCCGGAAUCAUACGCCCAGACAACCAAGUCUUCAUGAGUGACACCGUCCUUAAAUCUGCCAUGAUCAUGCAACCCCAAGACCGCAACCGCCACAACUUCAUGAUCUUCGGUGGCUUCCUACUAAAGCAAACAUUCGAGCUAGCCUUCUGCUGCGCAGCGUCGUUCGCGCACGCACGACCAAACUUCGUCGCACUAGACCCCAGCACCUUCGAGAACCCCGUUCCCGUCGGCAGCGUGCUCUACCUGCGCGCGACAGUCGCCUACACCGAGCCUGAGGAACGCGAGGGCGAUAGUACCAAGUACACGAAGGUGCAGGUGCGCGUUGACUCCAAGGUUCGGGAUGUUGAGCACGGCACGAAGAAGUCUACUGGCAUGUUCAACUAUACUUUCCUUGUUGAGAAGGAUGUGCAUGUCAUGCCGAAGGGGUAUGGUGAGUUUAUGCUUUGGACUGAUGCGCGUAGGAGGGCGCAGAACGCUGCUGCUAUUGAUCCUGCUCAUAAGAUGAGUGCUCUGAGGAGUAUCAAGGAUAGUGUUACUGAGUAG